UAGAUCGGGGACCAGCUGGACUCCGCCGCCUCCCCCCUCCCAUUCCCCCAGCGCCAAAUCCACGUGAAGGCGAGAGCGCAGAGAGCACCACCACCGCCGAGAGGAUUGGUCCAGAGGAGCAAACCCUCCAAAGUUCGGCGGCAAUGGCGCUCUCUGACCGCUCCCGCGAGUCACUCCUACCGAGCUUCCUCUACUCCCCGGCGGCGACGAGGUCCUUCGCAGGCGCCUCCCGCUUUCCCGCCUCGCCCGCCGCGGCGGCGGCCUCGGCCCCGAGCGUAGCGGGAGGUGGCGCCCUGCCGUUCACGAUCCAGGCACCCAAUGAGAAGAUCGAGAUGUACUCGCCAGCGUUCUACGCCGCCUGCACGGCCGGAGGCAUCGCCAGCUGCGGGCUCACUCACAUGGCCGUCACGCCGCUCGACCUCGUCAAGUGCAACAUGCAGAUUGAUCCGGCAAAAUACAAGAGCAUCUCAUCUGGUUUUGGAAUACUGGCCAAGGAGCAAGGAGUGAGGGGCUUCUUCAGGGGGUGGGUGCCAACCCUGCUUGGCUACAGUGCCCAGGGAGCUUGCAAGUUUGGAUUCUAUGAAUUCUUUAAGAAAUACUACUCAGAUAUUGCUGGGCCUGAGUAUGCUCAGAAAUACAAGACCCUAAUAUACCUGGCUGGGUCGGCUUCUGCUGAGGUGAUUGCUGAUGUGGCUCUCUGCCCCUUUGAAGCCGUGAAGGUCCGUGUGCAGACACAACCUGGAUUUGCUCGUGGUCUCAGUGAUGGGCUCCCCAAGUUCAUCAAAUCUGAGGGUGCCUUGGGGCUUUACAAGGGAAUUGUCCCUCUCUGGGGUCGUCAGAUUCCUUAUACAAUGAUGAAGUUUGCUUCAUUUGAGACCAUUGUUGAACUUAUCUACAAGCAUGCUGUUCCUGUUCCAAAGUCAGAGUGUAGCAAACCUUUCCAAUUGGGUAUCAGCUUUGCCGGUGGCUACAUCGCUGGUGUUUUCUGUGCCAUUGUUUCUCACCCUGCUGAUAACUUGGUCUCUUUCCUGAACAAUGCCAAGGGUGCUACGGUCGGUGAUGCUGUUAAGAAGCUUGGCCUCUGGGGCCUCUUCACUCGUGGUCUUCCUCUUCGUAUUGUGAUGAUUGGUACUCUUACUGGAGCCCAGUGGGGUAUUUAUGAUGCAUUCAAAGUCAUGGUUGGACUGCCGACAACUGGAGGUGUCACGCCAGCACCAGCUCCUGCUACUGAGGAGGCUGCAUUGAAGGCCAGUGCAUGAUCUCGAUAUUAAGAUAUAACUAAACAAUCAUUCUUCACCGAGACAACUGUAUGCAUUCAUUACAUGAGUUCAACCCUACUUAUACGUUGAAUGUUUUAGAGGAUGGUUAUCUUCUGAACGAGAGCAACUUUCUAAGCCGGGAAUCAUAGCGUUCUGCUCAAGUGUACUGUUAGUGCUUGUAAUAAGUUUUAGGUGGGUAAAUUACUGUUAGGAGCCCAGGUUUUCCACCUGAGGCAAGGUUUAUUCAUGGUACACUGCCUGAAUGCCAUUCUGCCAUUCAUGUUCCCGAAGGAGUUAUUCUGUCAAUUUUGAUAUACAGUCAUGCAAGUGAUGGGAAGAUUCAAGCAGUCUGUUUCAGUAAGAUGCUUUUGUUUUUCCUCAAUCAAGAGUUGCUUGUGCAUUCUCAUUAAAUCAGCAUUCUGUUGUGCUAGCUACUUGUGGCAAGCAUGCUCUAGUUCAUAUCUUCGAUAAAUUCUCUGUACACUUAUUGAAGCUAAAGAUCCCU
This is a messenger RNA of Sorghum bicolor (sorghum), 1764 nucleotides long. RefSeq names its product mitochondrial phosphate carrier protein 3, mitochondrial. The coding region runs from base 144 to 1259 and encodes 371 amino acids. The transcript has 6 exons. Gene Ontology annotation, biological process: mitochondrial phosphate ion transmembrane transport. Gene Ontology annotation, cellular component: mitochondrial inner membrane. NCBI's taxonomy places the organism in Eukaryota, Viridiplantae, Streptophyta, Magnoliopsida, Poales, Poaceae. Gene Ontology annotation, molecular function: phosphate transmembrane transporter activity. The record is from RefSeq and is a predicted model, not a curated record.